GAGAGAGCAGCAGUUGAGGAUGCAGAAGGCAAGUCAUAAAUUCACCACCAUUGGCCUUAAAGGGUGGUCUUGUACCUACCCGGGGCUGAAGAUAAAAUGCCAUGGGAGUUUGCCAAAAGUGCUGACUGAUGGAUUCCCGUGUCUUCUCCUUCCUGGACAUUGGCACAUUGUAUUUAUCUUAGAGUUGUGAAUUACAGAGCUUCCUUUCUUCUUCCAAGGGGAUCCAGGCAUGGGCAACCUGUGCCGACGACCCAUGGAGGAUCAAAACCCCACAGAUCUUGUCUUACGGGAUGAACUGGGUGAGAUAGCAGAAGCCCCCCACACUCUCCAGAUGAUAUUGGAGGAGGAGGAGGCUCCAAAUUCCUCCAAGGCAGGCCAGGCUUCAUCUGCUGUCGAGCAGAGGCAGCUGUGGAAGGAAACUAAGGAGGAAGAUGGCAAUGGGGAGGCCAGAAUUUUGGGUAACGAGCAGAUAAUUGGCAAUGAGGGAGAACCAUAUGAGAUUCUAUCAGAUGCACCUCGGCAUAAAGAGGUGAAGGAGAACUUCACACAAAGAAUACCUGUAGGAGAAAGACCCCAUAAAUGUGAGCUAUGUGGGAAAAGCUUCAAUUGGAAGUCAAACCUUACUGCACACCAGAGACUCCAUGCAGGGAUGAAACCAAAUAAAAGCUCCAAAGGUGGAAAGAUCUUCUGUCAGACCUCAAAAGUUACUGGACUUCAAAGAAUCCACAAAGGAGAGAGACUGUAUAAAUGCAAACUAUGUGAAAAAAGCUUCAUUCGGAAGUCAAACUUUACUGCACAUCAAAGAACCCACAUUGGAGAGACACUCUAUAAAUGUUCAGAAUGUAGAAAGAGCUUUAGCAACACCAGAAACCUUAUUGCACAUCAGAAAACCCAUACCAAGGAGAUGCCAGACUGUGGCACAAGCUAUGCUUCUCAAGCAAGCCUUAUUAAACAUAAAACAAUCCACCCUGAAGACAAACAUUUUAAAUGCUCAGAAUGUGAACAAACCUUCAGUAACAGCACAAACCUUAUUGCACAUCAGAGAACCCAUACCAGGGAGAAGCCUGACUGUGGCAUGAGCUAUGCUCCACAAUCAAGCCUUCUAAAACAUAACAAAACCCACCCUGAAAAGAAACUUUUUGUAUGCUCUAAGUGUCAAAAGUGUUUCCAGUUCCCCUUAGGCCUUGGAAUACAUCAAUUAAGUCAUAAAGAAGAGACGCCAUAGAAAUGUUCAGAUUGCAGCAAAACCUUUUUUGCUGAAUCAAAUUAAUGAGCAUAAGAAUUCCAACCAGAGAGAGCCAAUCUUGGAGUGUAAAAAGAUUACUGCACCCCUUACUUCACAUCUAAAAAACCCCAUAGAAGGGGAGAAACUCUCAUCAGAACCUCCCAAUAGGUGAUCAGAUGGGGUUCUAUCUUGAGGGCCCUGGGCUUCUGAGUUUUGGAACCCAAGUAAACAAAGCAGAUGCUUGUAUGUGGUUACCUUACAUGGAACUCCUCAACUAAACUUUGAUGGGUCUUGGGUGGUUUUAAUUAUUUAAGGGGAAUGGUUUUAAUAAAGUAUGAUCACUCGUUUAAAUACCUACAGGAGAGAUGAAAUAAAUGACUUUGUUCUCACCAGCAGCAGUUAAUAGCCAUGAUCUCUGUAGGCAUCAGAAUAGUCCCGUCCGAAAAGCUUGCAGCAAAGGCUUUUGUGGCUAUUAAGGUGCGUUUGACAUCAGUGAAAUGGCAGGUAUAGCCAUGGAGGGGAGUUGAACCAACAAAGAAGAGAGAUGUUCUGAAUGUUCUGUUUCUCCACAUUUCAAUGUAAGUUACUCCCUUAGCAAUUUCUCCUUUUUAUUAAAAGAGAAUGUCGGAAUGUAUUUCCUCUGUUCACCAAUAAAAGUUUGUGUGCUUUUUC
Molecule: messenger RNA, 1897 nt
Organism: Rhineura floridana
Lineage: Eukaryota; Metazoa; Chordata; Lepidosauria; Squamata; Rhineuridae
Product: zinc finger and SCAN domain-containing protein 2-like
Exons: 4
Coding region: 230-1225 (331 amino acids)
Biological process (GO): negative regulation of transcription by RNA polymerase II
Molecular function (GO): DNA-binding transcription repressor activity, RNA polymerase II-specific
Source: RefSeq, a predicted model, not a curated record